AUGGAAGAUGUGUGCGAGAACAUAGCAGUUCACAGUUGGAAGGUGAUGAAGGAAGACCAGACGGCCGUCGGACCAUAUGCCUACAAGGAGGGUCAAUGGGUCGGGUACGACGAUGAGGACAUCGCAAGGCGGAAGGCGCAAUACGUGAGGGAGGAGGGUCUGGGGGGGAUCAUGUUUUGGUCCGUGGACAACGACGAUUUUCGGGGACUUUGCAAUGGCCAGCAGUAUCCGUUGAUCGAGGCCUCCAAAGAGGCUCUCUUUCAAAAGGGGAAGGAAAAAAAUACCACUCCAUCCUCAUCGUCAACUUCCGGCCAAGACAGGAGAGCGAACGCAGCGGACUUUUCGUGCAAGGAUGAGGGGUUCUUCACGCACCCAAAGGAGUGCACCAAGUACUUCUGGUGCCUCGAUACUCCGGCCCUAGGAUUGGUGUCUCAUCUCUUCACCUGCCCUUCCGGACUAUACUUCAACUCGAUUUCCGGCUCGUGCGACUUCCCCACGAACGUGAUCUGCCUGUCCAGCAUCAGAAAGGGGGAGGAUAAGUCGACGACGACGUCCCGUCCCAUCCAGCCCACCACCACCCCCUACAAGGGCCCGCCACCGGACGAAGAGGGGGAUCAUCCGAGCAGGAAGGGUUACGUCUUGCCGUCGGACGAGGAUCUCUUCGGAACCCCCGAGGGGAAGCCCACCGACCUUAAGCAACUCCUAUCCCUCAUCAAUGACCUUGGUACCUCCCACUUUCCGAAGGUCAUAUGGUCAUCACGCGCUCCAUAUGGUGAUCGGUACUCUUUCUUUCCCACGCCAUUUCCAGGUGGGGUUGAUGCGGUGAAGGAUAUUCUAGUCCCAGAGGAAAGGGAACGCCCUGCCCACGAGGAAGCCAAACUCCAGCGAGGACCCCAGUUCGUGCCACCGUCGCGGGCGAGGACGGAGACGAGAGAGGAACCCGAAGAAGAGACAGAGGAUCCUUCUUCCUCCCCUUCCAGGGGGUUCGGAGGGGGACGGGGACCUCAAUACGUUGUCAUCGAUCGGCGACGGGAGGGAAGUGGAGGAGGAGAAGAAGGGCUGGACUUGGAAGAAGGGAGGCCGACAACAGAGGAACCGAGGAAACGGUUCAACCUGGAAUAUGUGACACUGGACAGGGGGAAACAACCACAAUCCACCACACCCCUGGCCAUAGCAGAAGAGGAAGAAGGAACAGCCCCCGUCGAUGUGGACCAGGAACCACUCUUUCCUCAGUAUGUUACCAUUCGAAGACCAAAGCCUCUCGCUCGUCCGGACGAGCUGGAGGAAACGGACGCUGAGCGGGGACAGCCACAAGUGGAAGUGGAACAGCCGCUGGAGGAAGUGAGACGACCUCUAGAGGAAGAGAAACGACCUCUAGAGGAAGAGAAACAACCGCUAGAGGAAGAGAGACAGCCCCUAGAGGAAGAGGAACCAGAGGUAUCGUUGAUGGUGUCGGUGAAAGAAACCGUGCGCACCGAGGACGGCCAGGAGAUUUUCUCGAGCCGUCAGGAACAAGUGCUUGACAUUUCAUCGACGACCGAAGCUGCAUCGGAGCCUACCAGAGGAGUACCGGUCAGAGGAUCCUUUCAGACGAGAACCCGACGUCCGUUCGUUCCGGUGAGGAAUCAAACUCCAGUGAAGAGACGUCAGGAGAUCGUAGCACCGUCGCCGUCGUCUACGACGGAAGAAUCCCCUCCGACUUCGACGACCUCCGCCGUUCGGGUCUUGUCGCGCCCCGGUGUCAGAACCCGAAGACCGUUUCUCCCUUCGCUGAGGACGAGGUCGACGACGGCUAAGCCGACGGAAGAAGAAUCCCCUCCGUCGUCCCCGAGAAGACGCACCCUGUUCCAGAACCGAUUCCAGUCUCGGUCGAGAUCGACCGAGGCUCCUCCAUCCACCACCGAAGAGAUCGCCGUCACCACCACUGAAUUCUUCCACCCGAUUGAAGAGGUGAAGACAUCCAUGGCGUUCCACGUGGAGACAGAGACGGAGGUCCAAGCGAAGACGAGCGAAAAGACGGCUGGCGUCGCCAAACGCAGACGAGAGGAGCGACUGACCGCUCCCGUCGUCGUUCCGCUCGUCGGGGAGUUGUCCGAGAUCGAGAUCGCCGAGCCCAGUCGUCACCAACCGGAGAGAGAGGAAUCUUCGACCCAGAAGGAAAAUUCUCUUCGCGAAGAGGAAGACGUCGCCGUGGAGGCAGGGAUCCCGACGGAAUUCGUGGUGACUUCAAACGGUGGAGUGACCAUCCCCCACCCGGACGUGACGUCUGCGUUCCAGAGGGACGAAGGGGCGACCCGGUCCCGGAUCGUCACCCGAAAGAGACCGCUCGCCGUCACCCGCACGACCCCGCUCGAGGAACUUCGAGAAACCACGUCUCCCGUCCGGGAAACGAGCCGACAGUCCUUCGGCGUGACGCCCGAUUUCGGGGUGUUUUCGAGCGACUCGGAGAAGGAGUUCGUCCGUCGACGGUCCCGACCGACGACGACACCGGAGCCUCAGGUGGCAUCGGAGACGGGUCGACGCAAGGAUCCAGACCAGUCUGGCGCCGAAUUCCUCUUGUCCCGGGUGCGCAAUCCCGACGAGAUCGUCCGAAGCCCCACGACUCAGAUCGCACCCACGGCUUCCUCCUUCUCCGACUACGACGACUUCUACGACUACGACUACUCGAACAAGGACCUGGGAACGGGGAACAAGUUCCUGGAAUACUACUCCGGUGUGAUCAACCUGGACCGGAAGAUCCGAAUGAUGGAAGACGGGAGGAUCAAAUGCCUGGACGCCGGGCUCUUCCCGCAUCCCAACCACUGUAAGAAAUUCAUCUCGUGCGUGCGGAUGAAGACGGGAAAGAUGCGGGGAUGGAUCUACACGUGUCCGUCUCAUCUCGCCUUCGACCCCAUCGGCGGAAUGUGCAAUUGGAACGAUGCCACCUUCUGCGGCGGGGCCGCAUGA
Messenger RNA from Darwinula stevensoni, 2946 nucleotides. The record is from the annotation of a GenBank genome assembly. Lineage: Eukaryota; Metazoa; Arthropoda; Ostracoda; Podocopida; Darwinulidae.